This is a messenger RNA of Malassezia sympodialis ATCC 42132, 438 nucleotides long. RefSeq lists its product as uncharacterized. The record is from RefSeq and is a predicted model, not a curated record. The coding region runs from base 1 to 438 and encodes 145 amino acids. The transcript has 2 exons. Lineage: Eukaryota; Fungi; Basidiomycota; Malasseziomycetes; Malasseziales; Malasseziaceae.
AUGGCGAUUGUGCGCGACGAGGGCUUGCUGGGCAUCUACCGCGGCCUCGUACCGGUCAUGCUGCGCCAGGGCGCCAACAGUGCGGUGCGGUUUGGCACAUACUCCACGCUGCGCAACUUUGUGCAGACCUCGUCGCGCCCUGGACAGCCGCUGCCGGGUGGCGUCACGUUCGGUAUCGGCGCGGUGGCCGGCAUCGUGACGGUGUAUGCGACCAUGCCGCUGGACGUCGUCAAAACGCGCAUGCAGGCGCUCGAUGCGCGGCAGCGGUACGCGGGCACCCUGGACUGCAUGCGCCAGGUGUUCCGCGACGAGGGCCUCCUGGCCUUCUGGCGCGGCGCCACGCCGCGCCUCGCACGUCUCAUGCUGAGCGGCGGUAUCGUCUUCACGGUGUAUGAGAAGAGCAUGGAUCUGCUACAAAGUCUCUCUGCACGAAACUAG